Molecule: messenger RNA, 1686 nt
Organism: Tigriopus californicus
Lineage: Eukaryota; Metazoa; Arthropoda; Copepoda; Harpacticoida; Harpacticidae
Product: hydroxyproline dehydrogenase-like
Exons: 8
Coding region: 44-1492 (482 amino acids)
Cellular component (GO): mitochondrion
Molecular function (GO): proline dehydrogenase activity; FAD binding
Source: RefSeq, a predicted model, not a curated record
UCCUCAAUUGACACAGUUUUGGAGUUGCAUUUGUGAAGUCAUCAUGACGGUUUUGAGUGUUCCUCGUCGGAUCAACCAAACUUGGCAUUUGUGCAACAAGGUGUUUCUUCAGCCUUAUCUGAGAAUAUUUUGCACGUCUGUCCUCUCUAAUAACCCAACGCUGAAUUUUGAGAACCAUCGGGAUGUGUUCAAAUUCAAGUCGAGCUGGGAAAUCUUCCGUGCCUUGAUGGUCCUUCGGAUUUGCUCUGUGAACGUGUUCGUGGACAACAGCUUGAGGAUAAUGCGACAAGCAUCGAGCUUGAUGGGUACUCGAGGAUUAUCGAUGGUUCUAAAGCCCACGUUUUAUGGGCAAUUCGUGGGAGGAGACUCAGAAGAGGAGCUCAGGCACACCGCCCACAAACUGACCUCGGCUGGACUGCGACUCAUGGUGUGUCCAGUCCAAGAGGAGGACGCGGGCGAGGCCGACCAGCUUAAUGAAGAGAAGUACGAUCGAAACUUGGCCUACAUUAUGGAAACGGGUUCCAUCAUGGCUCGAACAGGAACGGAAAUACCGAAUUUGCAAUUCAAAGUCACGGCCUUUAUGCCUGCGGAUUUAGUGGUAAAACUCUCCGUUCUCCUAUCAAGAGGAACUUACUCAAUGGAGGCCUUAGUAUCCCGACUUUCCGCGGCAAUGAAUGUCGGAUACGAGACGGACACGCGAAAAGAGGUCAAUGACAUCACGUCGUGUGUGACUGAAGGGCAAAUAAAUGACCUCUCAGCUCAAGAGACCUCUCAACUUCGUCGGGGAUUAAUUAGGGUCAAAACAUUGGGCGUCAUGGCCCGAAAAUUGGGAUUGAACCUGCUUGUGGAUGCUGAAUACACUUACAUGAACCCGGGGAUUUCAGCCGUCGCCCUGACAAUGAUGCAGGAGUUCAAUACUACAUCAGCCAUUGUUUCAAAUACCUACCAAUGCUACUUGAAGGAUGCUUAUGAGUCCAUCCAAAAGGAUAAGUCCUUAAUCCUGACAAGGAAGGGGCACUUUGGAGCCAAAAUUGUACGAGGUGCUUACAUGGAAAAGGAGCGGAAAAUGGCCAAAGAACAAGGACGACCUUCACCCGUGUGUCAAAGUUACGAAGACACCAACACCAAGUACGACCAAGUCAUUGCCCAUAUGAUCGAGUAUAUCAGUCAAGACCCAGCUGGUUAUUUGGUGGUGGCCUCUCAUAACGAGACCAGUGUGUCUAGGGCCUCGGAAAUGAUCACCCAAAAGGGACUGAAAACAACCGGUUCCGUUGUGUUUGGACAAAUUUACGGCAUGGGCGAACAGAUUUCAAUGCCUCUGGCUAAUUCUGGCCAUAUUGUGUACAAAUCGGUGCCAUAUGGUCCCCUUCUUGAAGUCUUGCCUUACCUUUCGCGACGAGCUGCCGAGAAUCGAGUGGUUUUGUCUGGAGCCCGGAAGGAGAGAGCCCUUUUGAGUGCCGAACUCAGGCGGAGAAUGAACAUAUUGGAUUAAGAGGAGGAAGCGAAAAAAGGUUUGAAGGAGCCAUGAUGUCCAAUUCUCUCUCAGCCUUGAUGAACAAAAUAUAUGAAUUUCCUUGGCACAUGAGAUCCAUUGUUCCGUCGAGCUGUUCAAGACAAAUGGCAAUUGAUCCUUGAUUGCACCUUUUAUGUGUCCAUUAAGAGAGAAGAAUUGACGCUGUUCGUGUA